Entrophospora sp. SA101 is the source of this 1109-nucleotide messenger RNA. Lineage: Eukaryota; Fungi; Glomeromycota; Glomeromycetes; Entrophosporales; Entrophosporaceae. The record is from the annotation of a GenBank genome assembly.
AUGACUGCUGAAUUUGACACAGGUCAAUUAACACCGUCGCCACCACCACAAUCAAAUGGACACAGCGAUCCUAGAUCACAACUUGAAACAACACUUGAAUCUUUAAUCAAUAGAUUAUGGGACAUAACAGUAAAACUCAAUGAAUAUGACAAUCACCAGAAUAAACAGUCAUUAACGAACUCAUUAGUGGAUCUUGCAACAUUAUAUGAAAGGGUAAAUACACUUCAAGAAAAAAUCAAACAAAUAGAUGUACCUAUAGAUGUAAUAGAUUCUAUUGAUGAAGGUAAAAAUCCAGAUAUUUAUAUGAGAGAUUACGUUGAAGAAGUUAUGGUUGAGCACAUAGAAGCUGCUGAAAAAGCCGCACGUGAAAAAGCGGAGGGUUAUGGCUCAGAAAAUUAUGGUAAAAAACCAAUGAAUCAAUCACAAGAGAGGACCAGUGUUAAAAGAACUUUGAUAUCUGAUAUUAAUGCUAGUCGUACUGGUGAAACAGUAAACAUUCGAGCUAGAGUACAAACCUCAAGACCAACCAGUUCAAAACUUGCAUUCUUUGUUUUUAGGCAACAAAAUGCUACAAUUCAAGGUGUUUUAACUGUCGAUGAAAAAGAUGUGAGCAAAGGAUUCGUUAAGUUUGCUUCCAAUCGUGUUGCAUUAGAUACACGAUUAAAUCAUCGUAUAGUUGACCUUCGUACAAUAACAAAUAAUGCAAUUUUCCGAAUUCAAUCUGGAGUUUGUCAAUUAUUUCGUGAUUUUCUUUUAUCAAAGAAUUUUAUCGAGAUUCAUACACCAAAAAUAAUUAGUGCGGCUAGUGAAGGUGGUGCAAAUUUAUUCACAGUGAAAUAUUUCAAAGCAUACCUUGCACAAUCACCACAAUUAUAUAAGCAAAUGUGUAUAUGUUCAGAUUUUGAGAGGGUAUUCGAGAUAGCACCUGUUUUCCGAGCAGAGAAUGCAAACACUCAUCGACAUAUGACAGAAUUUGUUGGACUUGAUUUAGAGAUGGCUUUUGAAGAACAUUAUCAUGAAGUACUUGAUAUCCUAGAUGAAUUAUUUGUCUAUAUUUUUGAUGGAUUGAAAACACGAUAUAAAUCGGAAAUCGAAGCCAUUAAAAAACA